Messenger RNA from Insectozyma verbasci, 393 nucleotides. The record is from the annotation of a GenBank genome assembly. Lineage: Eukaryota; Fungi; Ascomycota; Pichiomycetes; Serinales; Debaryomycetaceae.
AUGGCGUAUGUUAAACGAACAAAUGGAAAUAGACUCAGUACUAACAUUUGCAGUGACUUAAUAGAUCGUCCUCGUGGUGAAUUAACAGAAAUUGAACGUUCAAGAUUAGAAGAAUUUGAAUUUUUACAUGGUCCAAUGUCAUUAUUAAAUAAUGCAAAAAAAUUUAAUACUCCAGUUAUGAUUUCAUGUAGGAAUAAUCAUAAACUCAUAGGAAAAGUUAAAGAAUUUGAUAGACAUUGUAAUUUGGUAUUAGAGAAUGUUCGUGAAAUAUGGGAUGAUAAAGUUAAAAAUAAUGCUGGUAAAAUAAUAAAAAUCAAUAAAAAGGAAAGAUUUAUAUCUAAGUUGUUUCUUAGAGGUGAUUCUGUUAUAAUUGUGCUUAAGAUAGAUGUGUAA